AUGGGGCUGCUGUUUGGUAUAUGCAUCUAUUUGCUUUUUGGCAGCACCUUGGCUGUGGAUCGGGGGAACUUCAAAACCUGCGAUCAGAGUGCCUUUUGCAAGCGUCAGAGGGCAAUGAAGCCGGGUCAGUCUCCGUACCGAGCUUUACUGGAUACUCUGGAGCUGAGCGACUCCAGACUUACUUUGCAGCUCAUUAAUGACAACAACAAGGUACACUUGCUGUUGGAGCUGUACAGGCUGCAGGGAAACAUCACUCGUGUAAAAAUAAAUGAGCUGAAACCCCUGAAGCCUCGUUAUGAGGUGCCAGACGUGUUGGUGGGGGAUCCUUCCACUCAGCCGUUGUCCGUGCUGUCUAAGGAUGAUAACGGCAUGGUGCUGUCUCUGGGAGCAGAAAGCCAGAGGUUGAUAGUUAGUGCUCGCCCGUUCAGGCUGGACAUCAUGGAGGGACCUGAAUUGCUGCUCUCGCUCAACUCUCGUGGCCUUCUGGCUUUUGAGCAUCUACGGCUACGUAAAGACACUCAAGCAGAUCCGGAGGGUGCAGAAGUGAAAGAGAAUACAGAUGGAGAGGAGCAGCAGGACGAGGAGAAAAAAGAAGAAGAUGGAGGAAAAGAUAAUGAAGAUGGCUUGUGGGAAGAGACUUUUAAGUCGCACACAGACAGUAAACCCAACGGCCCUACAUCGAUUAGUUUAGACUUUUCUUUGCCUGGAGUGGAACAUGUAUACGGCAUACCAGAACAUGCGGACAGUCUCAAACUCAAAACAACAGAUGCGGGAGACCCCUACAGGUUAUAUAAUCUGGACGUGUUUCAGUAUGAACUCUAUAAUCCUAUGGCUUUAUAUGGAUCAGUGCCAGUAAUGCUGGCUCAUAAUGCGCAGAGAACAAUGGGCAUCUUCUGGCUUAAUGCUGCUGAGACCUGGGUGGACAUCAGCUCCAAUACUGCUGGCAAAACAGUGUUCGGGAAGAUGCUGGACUUUGUUCAGGGCUCCAGUGAGACUCCUCAGACUGAUGUGCGCUGGAUUUCUGAGAGUGGCAUCAUCGAUGUCUUUAUCAUGCUCGGACCAAAACCCUCUGACGUAUUCACUCAGUACGCCUCACUUACAGGCACACAGGCCUUUCCUCCUCAGGCUGCUCUUGCCUACCACCAGUGCCGUUGGAACUAUAAUGACCAGGAUGAUGUGAAGGCUGUGGACCAGGGCUUUGAUGAGCACGACAUACCGUACGACUUCAUCUGGUUGGACAUUGAGCACACAGAUGGCAAACGCUACUUCACCUGGGACCCCCAUAAGUUCUCUCAGCCCAAAGAGAUGCUGCAAAACAUCAUGGACAAGAGGCGCAAGAUGGUGACCAUUGUAGAUCCUCACAUUAAGAUAGACAGCGGAUACAAGAUUCACAAUGAGAUAAGUGCCAAAAACUUCUACGUCAAAAACAAAGACGGCAGAGACUACGAAGGAUGGUGCUGGCCAGGAAACGCUGGUUACCCUGACUUUACGAAUCCAGAGAUGAGAGCUUGGUGGGCCAGUAUGUUUGCAUACGAUCAGUAUGAGGGUACGCUGGAGAACUUGUACACUUGGAACGAUAUGAACGAGCCAUCUGUGUUUAACGGUCCAGAGGUCUCCAUGUACAAAGAUGCAGUGCAUGGCAACUGGGAGCACAGGGAUGUGCACAACCUCUAUGGUUUCUAUGUGCAAAUGGCUACAGCUGAAGGUCUGGUUCAGAGGUCUGGAGGAACGGAAAGGCCUUUUGUUCUCACCAGAUCGGUCUUUGCUGGUUCCCAGAGAUUUGGUGCUGUGUGGACUGGAGAUAAUGCAGCCGAGUGGGACCACCUGAAGAUCUCUAUCCCCAUGUGUCUGAGCCUGAGCCUGGUGGGCCUUUCUUUCUGUGGAGCUGAUGUUGGUGGUUUCUUUAAAAACCCCAGUACUGAGCUGCUGGUACGUUGGUACCAGACUGGUGCGUACCAGCCAUUUUUCCGUGCACAUGCUCACUUAGACACCACCAGGCGGGAGCCAUGGUUGUUUGGCCCUGAGAACACUGCUCUCAUGCGUGAUGUCGUCCGCCAACGUUAUGCACUCCUGCCAUACUGGUACCAGCAGUUCUAUCAUGCAUACAAGAGUGGACAGCCUGUAAUGAGGCCUCUGUGGGUUGAGUAUCCUAAGGAUGCAGCUACUUUUACAAUUGAUGAUGAGUUUCUGAUCGGGCGAGAUUUGCUGGUCCACCCGGUCACUGAGGAGGGAGCACGAGGGGUCACAGCCUACCUGCCUGGAACAGAUGAGGUUUGGUAUGAUGUCCACACAUUCCAGAAACACAGUGGUGCUCAAAACCUCUACAUCCCGGUCACCAUGAGCUCUAUCCCAGUGUUCCAGCGUGGAGGUUCCAUAAUUCCUAGAAAGGUCAGAGUUAGACGGUCAUCCGCAUGCAUGGAGAAUGAUCCAUACACCCUGUAUGUGGCCCUCAGUCCGGAGGGAAUUGCUGAAGGAGAGCUCUACAUAGAUGAUGGUCACACCUUUGACUUCCAAACAAAGAAACAAUUUAUUCACCGCAGCCUUACAUUCGCCCACAACUCUUUGACAUCCAGAAACUUGUGCCCGGAGUGCAAAUUCUUCACUAAAUCUUGGAUUGAAAAGGUUUUCAUAUUGGGAGCCAAAAAGCCCAACAAGGUUGUUCUUCAGACAGACGGCCAAGCUACUGCUGUAGAGUUUGAGUUUGAUGCCUCACUGGCACUGUUGACCCUGCGCAAGCCUGGCAUGAACGCUGGAGCAGACUGGACCGUGCUGCUGCAGUAACACACUGGAGAAAACGUGAAGUCUGGUGGUGAAGGUGCAGGAUCCAAACACAGUUCAGACAUGUGACCAAGACCUGGUGGAUUAUUAAGACCAACCAAGAGAUGAUAAACCUACAACCACAAGACUUGAAAAACAUGUUUUUUUUGUGAACUUAAACACUGUAUUGGAAAAGAAUUUAAAAAAAAAACAAGUGGGGAAAUCAGGGUUACAUAAAUAUAUAUGGGGUUAGUUAGGUUUGGGGGUCCAAAUGAGUGUAGGGAUGUUUUAGGUUUUAAAUUUCAGAAAAGAAAAAAUUCUUAACUAUUUUCUUGUAGUUAAUGGAGUUAAAUUGUUUAAGAUGUUUUCAUUUGCCUGUGAUUGAAAGGAACAAAGUGUUUUUUUUUUGGUUUUUUUUUUUAUCAUUUUGAUUAAACAUUGUAUUUUGAAGCCAAUUGCUCCCCAGUGAAUAAUGUGGCCCAGUUGUGUGAUUUUUAGGUAGCAGUGUUUGUACAGCUGGCACCCCAAACUAAAAUCUGAUUUAGGGAGAAUUAACCACUGACCUGUUGGGAGAUACAAUAUGCAGUUUCUUUUUUAUGAUUUUGUUGACUUUUUCCAUUUUUUGUAUUUCUAGAGCACUUAAAUAUUUCUGAAGGUGAUUAGAUAUUUUGGGCAAAAAAAAAAUCGGUCCCAUGUUUACAAUUAAGUCACCAACUUUGGCUAUGUAGUGAUGUGAAGUUUAUGGGUUUUCUGUUUUGCUGAGGAGAUGCAGACACGGUCUGUAAAUUGAGUGAUAUUGUUCAAUAUUAAUUGAUUUUUAAUGUACAUUCCUACCUUCUCUGCCUAUGUGAUCACACUAGACUCCCUCCUUGCUUUAGUAAAUACCACACAUACGCAAUGUGAUGUUUUAAGGGACUCCAAAAGGAAAUAUUUGUCUUGAUAAUUCUCACAGGCUGUGAUUGGUUUAAUGAUAUUACGAAUGACUCUUUAGCCAAGAUGUUAAUAAACACACUCUUAAACAUG
Molecule: messenger RNA, 3780 nt
Organism: Trichomycterus rosablanca
Lineage: Eukaryota; Metazoa; Chordata; Actinopteri; Siluriformes; Trichomycteridae
Gene: ganabb
Product: glucosidase II alpha subunit b
Exons: 23
Coding region: 1-2781 (926 amino acids)
Biological process (GO): carbohydrate metabolic process; N-glycan processing
Cellular component (GO): glucosidase II complex
Molecular function (GO): carbohydrate binding; glucan 1,3-alpha-glucosidase activity
Source: RefSeq, a predicted model, not a curated record